Molecule: messenger RNA, 3823 nt
Organism: Chelonia mydas (Green sea turtle)
Lineage: Eukaryota; Metazoa; Chordata; Testudines; Cheloniidae
Gene: NRG1
Product: neuregulin 1
Exons: 9
Coding region: 788-2857 (689 amino acids)
Biological process (GO): nervous system development; cell differentiation; intracellular signal transduction
Molecular function (GO): protein tyrosine kinase activator activity; chemorepellent activity
Source: RefSeq, a predicted model, not a curated record
AGAGAGGGUGUCCGUAUAUCAGAGAAACAGACUGUGAGGGAGGAGAGGGGGGAAAAAAAGAGGAGGAAAGUGAGCGAGUGCUCAAGAAGGACAAAGAGGAAGGGGUGGGGGGAAGAAGGGAGUUACCACCCUCCUGGCAUUGCGCUUCCUUUCAAACCUCUGUGCAAUGAUAUUGUUUGCAGGGAUGCUCAGGGAGCAGGCACCUGCUGCUCUGUAAUGAUUCAGCCUCUUCCAGCCGCGGCUUUUACACAGCAGGAUGCUGUUGCUACUGGCACUGUUACCUCUGCCGCUGCUGCCACCGUUGCUGCUGUGCCUCAUUUUGCUUUUGCUUCUGCUGCAUGACGGUUGUUUUCUUCGUCUCAGCAGACACCAGCCUCAGACGCUCAAGGUGAGGAGCCAGCCUUUCGCCCUGGGCUAUUGGUUCACUUAAUCUAACAAUUUGUGCUUUGUUUGGUGCGGUGUCCCCCCCCACACACCACCACCACCAGCCCCCUCGGAAGAGCUGGGAUGGCUUGAGAGGCGUUGAAGGAAUUAUAAAAGUGGCCAGGAAAUGGGAGCUAAGUAAUUACUAAGCAACUCUAUUUCUUGUUUAAUAGGAGAGGGGUUUUUUUUAUUUUUUCCCUCUCCCAGUUCAGAUGCUGUUCUUGAACUUGGACUCUCUACUGACUCCCACUGUAUGACUUUUUCCAGAGUUGGGCGAUUUGAUUUUUGCCUGUCUCAUAGUAAUGGACUGUGAUAGAGUUAAGGCCUUUUGGAGGUGAGCUGGUUGAGAUUUUUAUGCUUAAAUAUGUCUGAAGUAUCUGCAGAGACUUUUCCCCACUCCUCGACUCAGCUGAACCCUGCUGCGUCUCUUGAAGGGCUCCCCGCUGAGGACAACAUGUCAGGGGUGCAAACGGAGGACGGGAGGGUCCAGGGAAUAGCAGGCCUUGCCGCUACUUGCUGCGUGUGCCUGGAGGCAGAGCGACUGAGGGGCUGCCUCAACUCUGAAAAGAUCUGCAUCGUCCCUAUCCUGGCUUGCCUGCUCAGCCUCUGCCUCUGCAUUGCUGGCCUCAAGUGGGUGUUUGUAGACAAAAUUUUUGAGUAUGACUCUCCUACCCACCUAGACCCUGGGAGGAUAGGGCAAGACCCGGUGAUUUCAGUGGAACCUACUGCUCUGUCUGCUUGGGUGCCUUCGGUAGUGCAUACCUCACCUUUCCCAGUACCGAGCCCUGAAACCAAGGUUGAAGUUACAGUGCAAGCUGAUAGUUCACUAGUGCCCUCCGAGCCUUUCCUCUUGCCUUCUCCGCAUAACCGUGUCUUAGAUUUUUCAUUGUUGCCCUCCGCCGCACCUUCCUUCCCUCCGCCCACGCUGGAGCCUGAGGUGAGAGAGGCUACCACCGUGUCUCAGGCACAAACAACAGAAACUAAUCUCCAAAUUGCACCAAAACUUUCCACUUCUACAUCGACGACUGGGACAAGUCAUCUCACAAAAUGUGACAUAAAGCAGAAAGCCUUCUGUGUCAAUGGGGGAGAGUGUUACAUGGUCAAAGACCUUCCAAAUCCCCCCAGAUAUUUGUGCAGGUGCCCAAAUGAAUUUACUGGUGAUCGCUGCCAAAACUACGUAAUGGCCAGCUUCUACAAGCAUCUUGGGAUUGAAUUUAUGGAAGCAGAGGAACUAUACCAGAAAAGGGUCUUGACCAUAACUGGCAUCUGCAUUGCCCUCCUUGUAGUUGGCAUCAUGUGUGUUGUGGCCUACUGCAAAACCAAGAAGCAACGGAAAAAGUUGCAUGAGCGUCUUAGGCAGAGCCUUCGCUCUGAGCAGAACAACAUGGUGAACAUGGCCAAUGGGCCCCACCGUCCCAAUCCACCGCCCGAAAACGUCCAGCUGGUCAAUUAUGUAUCUAAAAAUGUAAUAUCCAGCGAACACGUCAUUGAGAGAGAGACAGAGACGUCAUUUUCCACAAGUCACUACACCUCGACAACGCAUCACUCCACCACUGUCACCCAGACGCCCAGCCAUAGUUGGAGUAACGGUCAGACUGAAAGCAUUAUCUCGGAAAGCCACUCGGUGCUUGUGAGUUCUUCCGUAGAGAACAGCAGGCACACGAGCCCAGCAGGACCCAGAGGACGCCUCAGCGGCAUAGGAGGUCCACGAGAUUGCAACAGCUUCCUGAGGCAUGCAAGAGAGACUCCUGACUCCUACCGAGAUUCACCUCACAGCGAAAGGUAUGUAUCAGCUAUGACCACACCGGCUCGCAUGUCACCUGUUGAUUUCCACACUCCAAGUUCUCCAAAGUCCCCCCUUUCAGAAAUGUCUCCACCAGUGUCCAGCUUAACUGUAUCUGUCCCUUCUGUGGCGGUCAGUCCCUUUAUGGAAGAGGAGAGGCCUCUGCUCCUGGUGACACCACCUCGGUUACGGGAGAAGUAUGACCAUCACAUUCAGCAGUUCAACUCCUUCCACCACAAUCCCGCCCAUGAGAGCAACAGUCCGCCACCUAGUCCUCUGAGGAUAGUAGAGGACGAGGAAUAUGAAACCACACAGGAGUAUGAGCCAGCACAGGAGCCCCCAAAGAAACUAGUCAACAGCCGGAGGGCAAAAAGAACAAAGCCCAACGGCCACAUUUCCAACAGAUUAGAAGUGGACACCGACACAAGCUCUGAGAGCAGUAGCUCUGAGAGUGAAACAGAAGAUGAAAGAAUAGGUGAGGAUACACCUUUCCUGAGCAUACAGAACCCCAUGGCAACCAGCCUAGAGCCAGCCACUGCAUACCGACUGGCUGACAGCAGGACUAACCCAACUAGCCGGUUCUCCACACAGGAAGAAUUACAAGCAAGGUUGUCCAGUGUAAUAGCUAAUCAAGACCCUAUUGCUGUAUAAAACAUAAACAAAAUGCAUAGAUUCACAUGUAAAACUUUAUUUUAUAUAAUGAAGUAUUCCACCUUUAAAUUAAACAAUUUAUUUUAUUUUAGCAAAUUCCACUAAUAGAAAACAGGAGGGGGAAAAAAACUUUUAUAAAUUAAAUAUAUGUAUGUACAAAGGUGUUAUGUGCCAUAUGUAGCAAUUUUUUACAGUAUUUCAAAAAUGAGAAAGAUAUCAAUGGUGCCUUUAUGUUAUGUUAUGUUGAGAGCAAGUUUUGUACUGUUACAGUAAUUGCUGUUCCACGGUAUUUUGCAGAACCUUCCGACCUUCAAUUCUCCUGGCUUUUUUGUGCAUUGCAUUAUGGUAACUGGAUGUAUGAUUGGCAAGAAUUGCAAAAGUCCCUAUGUUUGCUUGUAGUAGAGCCCCGCCCCCAAUCACAAUACCCUAUAAUGGCAUACCCACCAACAAAACAAUACUGUUUUCUUCUAUAAGAGGUUUUAUUUGCUUUCCGUAUCUGAAAGGAGUUGUGUCUGCUCUCUUCCAGCAAACAGGUUUGCUUCAUUGGGCACUGGAAUAAUAGUACAUCAAACAGCGUGCUACUGUUAAUGACAGCAGGAUAACAAAAAUUGCAUUAAAUAAUGUUACAUAUUGGAAAGAGAGUAAUGCUGUGAUUUUAAACUGAGUAUAUUAUUAAUCGGAAAUCAGCUUGUACUCACUAGGAACUGUCAUUACAUUUUUUUCCAGAUAUUAAUUGUCCUAGUUAUCCCUUAGAAAAUGGGCUCAGAGUAGCAAAGGCUGUGAACCCAGGACUUGACAAAAGAACAAGAUUUCUAUUCGCUUAAGUUACUGGGAAAAAUACACCCAGUGUCUGUAACCAGACAAGGAAAAGAACUAGCUGGGGAAAAAAGCCACUAAUAAAGUGCAGCCAUUUUUACCUGUAUUUUUAAUGUUGAUUUUUAAUAGACAAGUGAGUCUUUGUUUCCA